Molecule: messenger RNA, 1014 nt
Organism: Blepharisma stoltei
Lineage: Eukaryota; Ciliophora; Heterotrichea; Heterotrichida; Blepharismidae
Source: the annotation of a GenBank genome assembly
AUGUCUAAGCUUAUGAAAGCAGCAAUCCUUGAAUCAAUUUCUGAAAACCCUCAAGUAGCUAUAAGAGAAGUCCCUAUUCCGACUCCUGGACCUGGAGAAGUUUUAAUCAGAAUGGAAGCAGCUCCAAUUAAUCCUUCAGAUUUAUUAUUCAUUCGAGGAUUAUACGGAAAUUCAAACCCAGUCCUUCCAAUAGUCCCCGGUUUCGAAGGCUCAGGAAUUGUAAUCCAAAACGGAGGCGGCUUUAUAGGCUGGACACUUCUUGGGAAACGAGUUGCCUGUGCAAUGACUCCAAAAAUGGGAGGAACCUGGGCCGAAUACAUGGUAACAAGCGCAAAACAUUGCGUUAAGCUAAACGACCAAAUUACCUUCGACCAAGGAGCUUGCUUUUUUGUUAAUCCAAUGACAGCAGUAAUGUUUGCCGACGUAAUUUACCAAGGAAAGCACAAAGCCGCCAUCCACACUGCCGCUGCUUCACAAUUAGGAAAAAUGAUGGUCAGGUGGAGUGUCGAAAAUAAUUAUCCAAUUAUAAAUAUCGUCAGACGUCAAGAACAAGUGGAAACCCUCAAAAAUUUAGGGGCAAAAUUUGUAUUAAAUUCAAGUGAGCCUACUUUUGAAGAAGAAUUGAGGGCUUUGGCGAAAGAAUUAAAUGCAACGAUAGCUUUUGAUGCAAUAGGUGGAAAUAUUACUGGGACUUUAUUGAAUUUAAUGCCAGAAACUUCGAUUGUUUAUUUGUAUGGAGCUUUAUCUCUGGAAGCGUGUGGAAAUAUAAACCCAGUGGGGUUAAUUUGUGAGAAAAAAAAAUUGGAAGGGUUGUGGCUUACAGAUUGGCUGCAGUCUAAAAAUAUUUUUGGGGCGAUAAAUACAGUGAGAAAGGUACAGAAUUCACUUGGUGAACUUUAUAGAACUGAUUUUGCUGGAGAGUAUCCGUUAGAAGGGGUUCAAGAAGCUAUCCAAAGAUAUUCAAAUAAUAUGUCUGCAGGGAAGAUUUUAAUUAAGCCUAGUAAAGGCAGUUAA